This is a messenger RNA of Musa acuminata AAA Group (dessert banana), 2028 nucleotides long. RefSeq names its product long chain base biosynthesis protein 1b. The coding region runs from base 393 to 1835 and encodes 480 amino acids. Gene Ontology annotation, cellular component: endoplasmic reticulum. The transcript has 13 exons. The record is from RefSeq and is a predicted model, not a curated record. Gene Ontology annotation, molecular function: serine C-palmitoyltransferase activity; pyridoxal phosphate binding. Lineage: Eukaryota; Viridiplantae; Streptophyta; Magnoliopsida; Zingiberales; Musaceae. Gene Ontology annotation, biological process: sphingosine biosynthetic process; ceramide biosynthetic process.
CAUCCGCCGAUGCGGUCCGUUCUCGACCAAAUGGAAGGAAGACGAGUGGCGUUUGCUUGAGAGAAGAAAAAGAAUAUCCAUCCGUUGUUGACCUUCAAAUCGUCGUCGAGCCCUCCACGGGCGACCCUUUCCCCAAUUCCUCCCUCCCAUUUGCGUCCUCGAUGAUAUCUCUUUCUUCACUUCUCUUUAUAUAUCAGCCGAAUUACGGAGCUUAGAUCUCAGACGUCGACUUCUUCGUAUUCGAUUUAGGGUUAGUCUCCAGAUCCACGGGUAGCCGGUAGAAGAAGCUGUGAAGGGUUCCCUCACUACUUUUUGUCCAAAUUGUUCUUGGUGGUUCGGAACUGGGAGUGUCUUGGCGUCUUUUGCCUUCCAUUGAGUUGAAGGUGGAAGAUAUGGCUUCGGCUGUCAUGAACAUGACAACGGCAGCACUGGAUUGGGUAACGGUGAUUUUUGAUGCUCCGCUCGCCCGAGCGGUUGUUUUUGGAGUUCAUAUAGAUGGGCACCUAGUUGUUGAAGUGCUACUUGUCGCAGUCAUUCUGUUCCAGCUGACCAGGAAAAGUUAUAAGCCUCCGAAGAAGCCACUAACGGAGAAGGAAAUAGAUGAUCUUUGUGAGGAAUGGGUUCCUGAACCCCUUCACCCACCUAUCACGGAAGAGAUGAAGGCUGAACCCCCAAUCCUGGAGAGUGCUGCUGGGCCUCAUACAGUUAUUGACGGAAAAGAAGUUGUGAACUUUGCUUCAGCAAAUUAUCUUGGAUUACUGGGGAAUGAGAAGAUAGCUGAUUCAUGUAUCAGUUCAUUGGAGAAAUAUGGUGUUGGUUCUUGUGGUCCUCGUGGCUUUUAUGGAACAAUAGAUGUGCACCUUGAUUGUGAGACAAGAAUCGCAAAGUUUAUGGGUACCCCAGAUUCAAUCCUCUACUCUUACGGGAUCUCAACUAUAUUCAGUGUUAUUCCAGCAUUUUGUAAGAAAGGAGAUAUUAUUGUCGCAGAUGAGGGUGUUCACUGGGGAGUGCAAAAUGGGCUUUAUCUUUCAAGAAGUACUGUUGUUUAUUUCAAGCACAAUGAUAUGGCAUCACUUGAGAGCACUUUGGAGAAAUUGACUCGUGAAAAUAAGCGAGCUGAAAAGAUUAGGCGCUACAUUGUUGUAGAAGCUAUAUACCAGAAUUCUGGUCAAAUUGCCCCAUUGAAUGAGAUUGUGCGGCUAAAGGAGAAAUAUCAUUUUCGGGUUAUAUUGGAUGAAAGUCAUUCAUUUGGUGUACUUGGAAACUCUGGCCGAGGUCUUGCUGAAUAUUAUGGAGUUCCUAUUGAGAAAAUUGAUAUAAUAACUGCUGGUAUGGGGAAUGCCUUGGCAACUGAUGGAGGUUUUUGCACUGGAAGUGUCAGAGUUGUUGACCACCAACGUCUCAGUAGCUCUGGAUAUGUGUUUUCUGCAUCUUUGCCUCCCUAUCUUGCAAGUGCUGCUAUUUCUGCUGUCAAUUACUUGGAGGGCAAUCCCUCUUUACUUGCACAACUGAGGAGCAACAUUGACCUGCUUUGGAAAGGAUUGUCAGAUAUACCAGGACUGGAAAUUGCAAGCCAUCCCUUAUCACCCAUCGUCUACUUAAAGCUAAAGAAAUCAACAGGUUCUUCCAGGAGUGACUUAGAGCUCCUUAACGUUAUUACUGAUCGGGUGUUGAAGGAAGAUUCUGUUUUCAUUGUGAGCACAAAGAGGUCAGUUCUGGACAAAUGCCGCCUUGCGGUUGGCAUUCGUUUAUUUGUCUCAGCAGGUCACUCGGAGACGGACAUCCAUAAAGUCUGUGAUUCGUUGAGAAGAGUUGCAGCCUUGGUUCUGGUCUAAGCAUCUUUUAGUUCACUUUGUAGCAAUCUCAUGUAACUGUUUAAUUUUUGCAUCUAGAUGGUUGAUUCCCGGGGUUUACAUUUCAUGGAAGUAAUGUUCAUGUAAUUUGACAGAUGAAAUGCAAAUGCUAAUUCUUUGUAAAAUGGAAUUGUUACAUUCUGUGCAGUGCAAUUCUAGGGUUCUUUGGGUCCAA